GGCUGUCGAGAACAACUUGUUCAUGGCGUUGUUGCUUUUUAUUUUACUUUUCUUUCAUGACGAACUUGUUCAAGAAGUAGUUUACCGUGUCCAUCUUCUAUGAAGUUUAUCUCCUCGCCUUUUAAUCACUAUAAAAGAAACUCGAUGAGCCAAAGCUAGAGAGCCAACACACUUUGCUCACUGGUGGUUGGGUGGAUCCUGGGUGGGAUUUUUGAUAUGGCUUACAUACCUCCACACAAGCGGACUUCAAAGGAUUCAGAAAGAUCAAGGCCAACUCCAGAGUCACUUGUUCCCCACUUCAAGAGAAAUGUCACCUUGAGUAGUAACAAGAUUGUAUAUGCUAAUAAUGCAAUAUCUAAGUGGUUGGCUUUUGGUUUGGAUGAUGAUAAUCAACUUCCUUCAAAUGUUGAUCUUGAACCUGUUUCAGUUGAAUAUGUUGGAGAGAGACCACUAAUGUUGGUGAAUAGUAAUGUAAUUGAGAAUAAUGAAGUGGAAGGGAAGCGAUGGUUGUCUAUAUCAGAAAAUGUACUACCUGACUUACUCUGUUCUUUUGAAAUUUGGAAGGCUGAUUUGGAGCGUAAAGAUUUGGAAGAAGUAAUGAAGCCAACAUUUGUUGCUAGAAUUGGUAAAAUACAUUUCCGUGGGAGCGCGUUAGUGAGCUUAGAAAGUGUCAGGGGAAAUCAGGUUACAGAGACAACUUUGAGAAACUUGAAAAGAUCAUUUUGCACAAAUGUUCAUGCUUCAUACAUGGAAAAGAUUCUGCAUGAAGUUGUCCCAAAGAUUGGGCUUGAUUUUGAAGGAAAGAAGGAUAUUUACCACGUGAAGUUAUCUCAUUCCAGAAGGCCAACUGCAAUUAUAUCAUGCAAAUGUAGCUUAAGGGAAGGUGAAGCAAAACUUGAGCUAAAGAAGGUGGAACUAAACCAAGAGCGUUACAUGGUUGAAGACAUAUCUUGCCUUAAUAAGAAUCUAGACUUGAGGUUGAUGCUAUGCACCAGGAGGAUCUUAACUUCUCUGACUGAGGGUGAGAUGAAUUGCAUUAAAAAUCUGAUUGAUUCAGCAGUUUUAGAUCCGGGCAUAAAGGGUGGGUUGAGAUGGCCCAUGGGAAAGUCGUCCCAUGGUUAUGGUGAUAAUAAAUGCACUGUUGUCGGUGUUUGGCACACAAUAGCCACUACAUAUCAAAGUCCAUCACUGAGGCUCAAGCUAAGAACUGCAGACCGAUUUGAUUUCAGGAGAGCAACUGGGGAAUCUACAAGUGAGGUUACCUUGAAGUUAAAAGGAAUUGCAUCAGGACUGCAGGGGCAGAAGGGCGAAACAACUUCGAUAUCUGAUAUGCUUAAAGAUGACUUAAAGUUGAUAUGGGACAACUUCUUGGACCAUGAGAUGAAGGAAUAAGCUUGGCAAUAUCCCUCCCUCAAGUAUUUGCUUCUGAUGUAAAAAAAUAUCAAACCCAGAAUUAACAGUAUUGCCAAUCUGAAAUGUUUUGUCUUUUGGUUGCGUUUGCUGAUCCGAAAUGUUUGGUGAAACUUGAAAUGUAGCUGUGUGAUGACUUUUGUUGUUGAAUGAAGGAAUGUCUUGUCACGUUUACGGAUCUUUCUCAAUGUCUAAUAUAUGCUCAAUUUUCGC
Molecule: messenger RNA, 1623 nt
Organism: Rubroshorea leprosula
Lineage: Eukaryota; Viridiplantae; Streptophyta; Magnoliopsida; Malvales; Dipterocarpaceae
Source: the annotation of a GenBank genome assembly